Raphanus sativus (radish) is the source of this 2408-nucleotide messenger RNA. Its product is annotated as meiosis-specific protein ASY2-like. The record is from RefSeq and is a predicted model, not a curated record. Bases 1 to 2298 code for a protein of 765 amino acids. Lineage: Eukaryota; Viridiplantae; Streptophyta; Magnoliopsida; Brassicales; Brassicaceae. The transcript has 5 exons.
AUGCGCCGAGGAGUCGCUUUGAGCCAAUUCUUGAAUGGCGCUUGGCGUCUAGCAGUUGCGCUGAUGGUGAUUGGGGCGGAAGCUGGCGCUGCUCUCAGCGUCCGAGCAUUUGAGGAGCUGGUCUCGGUGAAGAUUAAUCGAGGCCUGUUAUCACUGAAGAUACGCCCGAACUAUAAUGUGGUAACGGGCUAUCCGACCAAGACGAACGACUGGCAGCGAUCGUACUUCUAUGUUAAGUCCGAUCGCUCGGCUUUCGAGGAGCCGCUGAAGACCGGUUACCGUGUUCUUUGGAACAAUGAAUUUGUUCCUCACUCGAAUACCGCGGAGUACGAGGAAGAUUUCUUGGAGAGUGCUCGGAUUAUCGCGUCCCAGAAACAGGAUUUUUGGGAGAACUUCUCGUACAGGAGGAUUCGUAGGUCGAUUGAUCGGAUCAAGCGGCAGGUUUGGCGUUCGGACACCGUUCCUCUCAUCACCAAAAAGUCGAAGAGAAUCAACUUGUUCACCAAAGCCGAGCAGAUUGAAAUUAACCGAGCCAGAGCUAUGAGGGAAUUGCCGGAUCUAAGUUUGGUGGUUGGGAAGCAACUCGGGUUCGUGGAACCGGACCAAAGCUCUAACGCAAACUCCUCUGAUCCCGGGGAGCCGAGAGCGACUGAGUCGGACGGGGCUCAGCUCGUGAGAAAGUCGGGGAGCAAGAGGAAGGAGAGGGAAGGCGUUUCUUCCGAGGAGAAGCAAGCCGAGGAGACUUCCACCGGUGGGGGCGCCGGAUCGGAGAAGAAGCGGGCGCGCAAGGAUCCCGUUGAGGUUCGGCCUUCCUCUGUGGAGAGAGGUGAGCUCCAGGCCUUGGAGCCUAGCAACAAUUCUCGAGAUGACGUUCUCCCGGAUCCGUCUCUCGAUGAGUGCCGGCGAAUCCUCGGGCACGAGAUAGCGCCCAAUACGGAGAAGGAAACCGUGGAGGCUCCGACUACUGCCGUUUCCCUCCCCAAGGCGGCGGUUCGUGAAGAUGCCCGGGGAUCGAACAGGUCCUCUCCGAAGGCUCAGGAGGGUAAGGCUGUGCCGAAGAACCUGCAGGGGUUUUGCCCGGAUAAAGUGGACUUCAUUUUCAAGCGGGACACUCCUCUCGUUUGUAACGAGAGAGAUUGCGCUCGUUUCGUCCGCCAAGUCCGGGGAAGUAGGGAGCAUCUCCCACUCGUCAAGGACUUAGUUUUCCAAGACGAGUACACCGCUGCUGCCGGUUCCUCGGUUAAGAGCCAAGGUGACUGGAACGAGGUCGUCCGCAUAUACGACAAAGAGCUGAAGAGGACCUAUGGUGUGAUUGAUAGGCAACGGCGCAACACCAAGGAGGCGACUGUCGCCUUAGAGGUCAUGCUGAAGAAGAAGGACGAAGCGGUUAUUGCAGAAGCGGCCAUGAGGGAUGAACUCUCCCAGAAAGAGGCGGCUAUGAACAAGGAGCUGAAGCGAGCCCGGGAGUUGGUUAAAGCGCUCGAGAAAGAGAAAACCAAGCUGGCAAACGAGAAGAAGACCCUCGAGGAAGAGAAGGCGGCUGCUGCCUUAGAGCAUUCCAAGGAGAUGGAUCGUCUCCGAGAGUCGCGCCGCUAUGAGGUUACUCACGAACGGAUCCGAGUAAUGGCGGCGAUGCAUGGGAAAGCCGCCGUUCGCUUCCAGAGGAUCCAGGAUCGGGAGUCCCGUCGUGAUAACUUUGAGGAUGCGAGAUGCAUGCUCGGCCAGGCUCGGGGGAUGAGACGUUGCCUUGAAGGGAUGAAAGCGGCAGGUAAAAACAUCUCUCAGGGAGAUAUUGAUAUCUACGCCGGGCAAGAGAGGCAUUAUGAUGCGGAGGUGAAGCGUUUGAUCGUAGAUGAUCUUCUCGAGAAGGACCUUUCUUUAUCUCCUCUCGUGCUCGAGUCGAGGUUCGUUAUCCAGGAGAUGAUGGAUAAAAUCGACAAAUUUGGGUCGAACAUGGACUUGCUCGACUCCGAGGCCGCCAAGACGCUUCGCACUCCCCUCAGAGCACCAGGGGAUCGAUCCGAAGAGCCGUCGAAGAGCCUUCUCGACACCGUUCAGUCGCCAGCUCGCCCUGAUGCUGUUCUCCCGGGUCAAGAAGUUGCCCUUAAGGACCCUUCCGUGGCUGAGGAGACGAACAAGUCAGCUCCCGACGAACCGAUCUCCAACACGCCGGUCAAUAUCUCCGACUCGCCGUCAUUCGAGGAUGCGGAUUCUGGCGCGAGUGAAGGACAUCUCGAGGGGGCGGACUCUGGCGCGAGCGAAGAACAUCCCGAGGAGGAUCUUCCUGCCUUGGAUUAGUAUUUGAUGUUUGUUGUAUCUGACUUUUGGCGCUUGUGCCUUUAAAACUAUUUCCUUUUCUCGGCUAAGGCCUUUUGUUGUAUGAACUACUGCCUUGCUUUUUCUUCAGA